This is a messenger RNA of Dioscorea cayenensis subsp. rotundata (Guinea yam), 1466 nucleotides long. RefSeq lists its product as uncharacterized. The transcript is spliced from 3 exons. The coding region runs from base 157 to 1242 and encodes 361 amino acids. The record is from RefSeq and is a predicted model, not a curated record. Lineage: Eukaryota; Viridiplantae; Streptophyta; Magnoliopsida; Dioscoreales; Dioscoreaceae.
AACCGUUCGGUGACCAGAAACCUCAACAAAUCGCCAUCUUUUCCAUUCCUCGCUUCCCCAUCGUUGCGAACGGCAGCGAACUCCUCGAAGCUCAGCUCUCGAACUCUAGUGAUCGAGAAGGAGAAAGAAGGGUUUGAUCUCUCUCUGAUCGUCGCCAUGGAGGUCUGGUCUCUGAAUCUUAAGGGUGGGGUUCCUGUUUUGGGAGUCGGGACGAGGAUGGAGAAGGGAUUGGCGAUGCGGCAGAGCCUUGGGUGGAGGGUCUCCUCUGCGGAUGAGACGUUAGGGUUUGGCGGGCUUCUGGAGGUUAAGUACUUUCCGGCGAGGAGGAUGGCUUCUUAUUCGUCGGGGUUUCGGAGUUUUGAGCUCAGGGCGGCUAAUAAGAAGAAUAAUCCGGAGAAUUCUUCGCCAUCUGGAAACAAUGAUCCAUCAAUCCCUGAGGGAGAUGGUUCUGAAGAAACAAAUCCAGCAAAUGAUAAAACCGAAUCUGAUGAUACUACCCAUAGACCUCAGCCCUCACUGUCAGAUUGGCGAGAUUUUAGGGCAAACCUUGUAAUUCGAGGGCAGGUACAGGUAGUAGAUUCUGAUGCUCCUGCCAAGGAUGUUACCACACAUGAGCCAACCCAGCAGCUUGGUCUGAAAUGGGCGCACCCAAUCCCAAUGCCUGAAACCGGGUGUGUUCUUGUUGCCACUGAGAAACUUGAUGGAGUUCGCAGCUUUGAGCGCAGUGUAGUUCUUCUACUCAGAUUAGGAAACAGAGACCCAAGAGAAGGACCAUUUGGAGUCAUCAUCAAUCGUCCCUACAACAAGAAGAUUAGGCAUAUGAAACAACCAAACCCUGAUCUUGCAACCACUUUUGGUGAUUGUUCCGUCCAUUUUGGAGGUCCACUAGAUGCUAACAUGUUCCUUCUGACUAGUAGGGGAAAUAGAUCUCUCCAAGGCUUUGAGCAGGUAGUUCCAGGAAUCAGCUUUGGUGCCAGGAACAACUUAGAUGAAGCUAUAGCCCUUGUGAAGAAAGGCAUUCUUAGUCCUCAGGACUUCAAAUUUUUCUCCGGGUAUGCAGGGUGGCAGUUUGAUCAGUUGAUCGAUGAAAUCGAGUCGGAAUACUGGGUUGUCGCUGCAUGCAGUUCUUAUGUGAUUGGGGGAACAUCGACAGAGUCACCAGGGUUGUGGGAGCAGAUUCUGCAGCUGAUGGGGGGCCAAUAUCUGGAGUUAAGCAGGAAGCCGAAGCAAGAUAGUUCUUGAAUAUCUGCCAUUGAAUCAAUUGUAUAGCAGGGUGGAUAGUCAUAAUUAAUACUACUUUCUUAAGGCUUAUUCUACUAAAUUCUUGUAACUAUAACCUUCUUUCUUUCUUUCUUUUUUUCUUUUUUUCUUUUUUUAAUAAAGAUCAAAACUUUAUCACCAUGGAAAUUGAUGUAAAUUUGUAAGCAGUACUAUUGUGUAUCGUUGAAGACUGUCUUCCUAUUUUA